UGUCAUCCUAUGGUGAGCACUACUUGAGGACGUUGCUCUUUCACCCAUCUACAUCAGAAACAUACAUCAUGGACUGGCACAAGACAAUCCUCGCGAUCACGUCAGCGACUACCUCUUAUAUCUUCUUUGGAGCUCUCGCGGAUCAGCAAAGAGGAAUCGUACCACUAGCAACGGGCCGAAUCAAGAACACGGCGGGUCUGACGCCUGCCAACCGAGUUGGACUUUUUGCGUCCUUCCUUCCCAGAGCAGCAAUUCCUAUCGUCCUCAUCGCGAACAUCUCGAUAAUUAUGGCUUUCACAACGUCUUAUUAUCACCCCGACCGGAUUAUCCGCCAGAUAGCAUUUACGAGCGCUGGAUUCUUGCUCUUACUCGCUCCUCUGACCCUUGGUCAACAUCUACCCGCUAUCAACAGUCAGCUCUUGGCAUUCUCGAGAGCUGGACCAAAGGAAAUUGAAGCCAAGGGGGAAUUGAUAAAUCAGUUGAUCAUAACUUGGGAGAGGAAACAUCUAUGGAGGUUUAUAAGCUAUGUUGGGGCUUGGGCCUGUUCGAUCGCUGCUCUUUCUAUAGACUCAGGCCGAACGAAGCUGUGAGGCGAGACACUGCAAGCCAGCUAGACAACGGGACGGGACAACCCAGUUCAUCUUCUUGAGAAAGGAGCAGUGUAAAAGUAGACUGCAGCUGUGACAGAGCAUCAUGUGCAAGACUCCAUGCAUAUCCUGUCACAGCGGACCACUCAUGGCCUCUCCGCUUGGUCGGGUACCGCAGAUAGUCUACGCUGUAUCUCUCAC
Molecule: messenger RNA, 788 nt
Organism: Kockovaella imperatae
Lineage: Eukaryota; Fungi; Basidiomycota; Tremellomycetes; Tremellales; Cuniculitremaceae
Exons: 2
Coding region: 69-590 (173 amino acids)
Source: RefSeq, a predicted model, not a curated record